ACGGUACGCUACGGUCGCUCGCUCACCGACUAACUGUAAACCGCAAAAGAAAGCGAACACACACAAAAAAAAAGAGUGCGAGCGCGUGUCAAGAGAGUGAGUCAGUGUUCUUUGUGUGAGUGAGUGUGUUCUUUCAGUAGGUGCUCUCACAGCUUCUCGCAGUCGCAGUUGUAAGUCGCAGCAGCGACAGUGACAGCGUCGUCAACGUCGACGCUCAACUUGAUUUCUUCCAAUCUUUGCUGGGAAAUCGGAAUCGCAACAAUUGGAAUAGCAGUCGAAUUUGCGAGUGUGUUUCGAUAAGGCAACACGACCCUCUCCACUCCACUCCACCCCUCAGCUCACCCCGUACUUCCAAUUGAGGCGCGGUGUCAAGUGCAGACCAUUGCUCUCGCACUCGCUGCUCUCCACUCUGCUCUGCUGUCGCUGCUGUCAGCAGCCAGAUUCACUCUCAGCCAGAGCUACAGCCUCAGCUGGCGCCGGCGUCAGCGUGCGCGUUCCAUGACUUCCAACUCUGCGCCCAGCGCCCAGCCGUGAUUAACUUUUACUGGUUUAGUCCGCUCGAUGACGCCGAACACAACAGUAGUAAUGCUCAGCAGCUGCUUGCAUGGCGCGUGUGCCGUCUAAAACAACAACAACAACAGCAACAACUACAACAAUCACAAAAACAACAACGAGAAAACAAAAACCAAAAGAAAUCUGUUCCGCAGCCAUUUACCGUUGUUAGUCGCGCGUGGUGCGUGUUGCAAAUCAGAUUCCGAUAUCGUUACCAUUACCAUUAUUCCAAUUCCGAUAACGCUUUCGAUGCCGUCGCGUAUACGCCGAGUGCACAACUAAAACGCUACAAAUAAAAUCCAAAAUUUAUAUCAAAUAAACAAAUUAACAAACUCAUGAACGUUGGCAAAAUGCAAGCGCCUGGGCAGCAUCAGCAGCAUUUGCUGCAUCCGGCCGCCUCCGCUGCCCCGCCCACGCAACAACAUCACCUGCCCAUCGAUUACAGUUUGGGCAACUUUAAGCCAGCGAUUGCUGCUGAUUUUCCCGGCGGCCCCUUUGUCGGCGCCAGUCCACAGCAACCGCAUUCCUCAUCCUCAUCGCCAGCCACCUCAACGUCAUCGUCAUCCCUGCAGGUGCGCGAUCUCAGCACCUUGACCACCAUGGCGGCGAUACCUUCGCCCACCCAGCUGCUGCAUCAACGCAUGCAGCCUGCCCAGAUCACAGUGGAUGCACAUCAUCAUCAACAGCAUCAACAACAGCAGCAGCAGCAACAAAUGCCGCCGGCGGCAACUUCUCCACACGAUUAUGCGCCCAUGUCCGCCUUCAAGGCUGUGCUGCCAAAGAAACGAAGUGCCGACGAUGCUGCGUUGCCCUUUAGCAUAAGCAGACUGGUCAAGACUGAACACCUGACGGCAAUUGCAGCCGCCGCUGGCUUAAAGCCACCAUCUCUUGCCGCGCAUGGCGUCGCUCUGCCGGAGGACAACAACAACUCCAUCUCGAUGCUGAGCAAGAAUCAUCUGCAUCCACAGCAACAUCAACAACUUCAGCAACAGUCUUCGCAGCGGGCCAAGCUGGAACCCUACCUGAGUGCCAGCGAGCAGCUGCGUCAAUCGCGCUCCCGAUCGCGUUCACGUUCCCGCAGCGCCUCGCACUGUUCCUCGCAGAUCGAUAUGGAUGAUGCGGACAGCAGCCACGAGCGUUACUCCCGCCACUCGCGACGUUCGCUGCACUCGCGGUCCCGCUCUCGGUCUCGCUCCAGAUCGCGUUCGCAUUCGAGCAGCUCGUCCGUGGAGCUGGAGGUGGAUUCACCACCUGGGAGUCCUAGCAUCAGUUCGCCCAGUGCCGCCUCGCUUUCUGCCUCCGAGCUGCUGAUCACGGCCAACAGCAGCAACAGCAGCACCAAGAAGUCCGAUCUCUUCUCAGUCUCUGCUUUGCUGCGACGCGAUGAGCCGACGACGCGACGAGCUCGCAGUCCGCCUUUAUCCGGUUUGGCUGGUGCCACGAGCUCAGCGUUGGCCCUGCCCACCAAUCCGCUGGAGGCGAUGCGACAAAGCUACCCGCCCAACUACGAUGCCAGCAUGUUCCAGCGUCCCAUCUUCUCGCCAGCUCUGCCCUUCUUCGCCGCCUUUGCCUUCCACCAGGGACAGCAGCAGCAACAGCAACAACAGCAGUCCGGACUCGGCGCAAGCUACCAUCCGGACUCGCAGGAAAAUCUCUUCCGGCUGCGCAACCUGAUGGUGCCACUCCAGUCUGCUGGCCAGAAUGGCACCACGGCAGCAGCAGCAGCGGCCGCCGCCGCAGCAGCCGCCGCCGUCGGUGUGGGCGUUGGGGUAGGCGUUGGAGUGGGCGUGCCGCCUGGUGGCGGACAUUUGGGUUUGCCUCAUCCCCCGCAUCUGCAUUUCCAUCACAUGGCGGCCAAGUGGCCGGGCCUGCAUCAAUUCAGCGACCUGUACUCGUGCAUGAAGUGCGAGAAGAUGUUCUCAACGCCGCACGGACUCGAGGUGCACUCGCGUCGCACCCACCACGGGAAGAAGCCCUACGCCUGCGAGCUGUGCAACAAGACCUUUGGCCAUGAGGUCAGCCUCAGUCAGCACAGAGCCGUGCACAACGUGGAAAAGGUCUUCGAGUGCAAACAGUGCGGCAAACGCUUUAAGCGCUCCAGCACACUCUCCACCCAUCUGCUCAUCCACAGCGACACGAGGCCUUAUCCCUGCAGCUACUGCGGCAAGCGAUUCCAUCAAAAGAGUGAUAUGAAGAAACACACCUACAUUCACACCGGCGAGAAACCACACAAGUGCCAGGUGUGCGGCAAGGCCUUUAGCCAGAGCUCCAACCUGAUCACACACUCCCGCAAGCACACCGGCUACAAGCCCUUCUCCUGCAAGCUCUGCCACAAGUCCUUCCAGCGCAAGGUGGACCUGCGUCGCCACAAGGAGACCCAGCACACGGAUCUCCGUGUCCACCUCGGCAAGGUGGACUUCAUGUCUGCCGCCGCCGCCGCAGCAGCUGCUGCCGAGCUGAGUGGAGCACCGGGUGGCAUGGUGCAAGGUCUGUCCGCUGGCAAUGCGGCAACAGCAGCGCAGUCGACGGCAGCCCAAGCGCAGCAGGCUGCGACGCAAGUGAAUCCUCUGCAGAAAGUAUCACUGCUGGCAUAACAUGCCUCCUCCACUUCCCUCUCCUCCACAGUCGCCUCCUCUCGGACUCCAUGUGCAAUAGCAGUCGGGUCGGAUCAUCGCACUGCAUUUCCAUUUGCCGCCUCACGUUGAAGCUGAAACUGAAGCUGAAGCUGAAACUGCAAUUGAAAUUGAAAUUAAAGUUAAUGCAAUUUGAAUAGAUUAAGCCGAACAUUUCCAUUGUUGCCAAAAAAAAAUAGUAUAAAAAAGAAAACUCAGCAAAAAAUACAAAAAAUCUUCAAAAGAAAAAUAUACUACACAUCAUAGGAAAUACCAAAGACAAAUAUUAACCAAAAAAAUAA
Messenger RNA from Drosophila nasuta, 3466 nucleotides. It is a transcript of the gene sens-2, whose product is annotated as zinc finger transcription factor senseless-2. Bases 888 to 3146 code for a protein of 752 amino acids. Gene Ontology annotation, cellular component: nucleus. NCBI's taxonomy places the organism in Eukaryota, Metazoa, Arthropoda, Insecta, Diptera, Drosophilidae. The transcript is spliced from 5 exons. Gene Ontology annotation, biological process: regulation of gene expression. The record is from RefSeq and is a predicted model, not a curated record.